Messenger RNA from Linum tenue, 1086 nucleotides. The record is from the annotation of a GenBank genome assembly. NCBI's taxonomy places the organism in Eukaryota, Viridiplantae, Streptophyta, Magnoliopsida, Malpighiales, Linaceae.
AUGGAGGUGAUCAUACCUUCAUCACCAGGCGGAGGGAUGGGAUUUGACUUCAACGACGCCAGGCCGCUGCCUUUCCUCAGCGCGCCGGCCUCCCCGCGGCGGUUCGGCGACCUCACACUCAGCGCUCCGACCAGCCCGGGCCGGGUGGCGGAGUUCUACCGCAGCUUCGAGAACUUCUCCCUCAUGGGCGAGUACGUGGAGCAGAGCGACGACGGCGGCGUCCCCUUCCACUGGGAAGAGAAACCAGGGACGCCCAAAUCGCCUAAGAAGCUGCCUUCCUUCAACGACCAAGAUUUCGCUUUCGAUUUCAGCGCCGAUUCGGAGAUGUCGUCUCUCACCGCCGACGAGCUGUUUGAUGAUGGCAAGAUCCGGCCUUUGAAGCUCCCGCCGAGGAUGCAGGUGGAAGAGAUCAAAAGCCCCCUGGUUCAUUCCCCCAGGUCUCCCAGGUCGCCUAUCGAGCAGGGGAAGAGGAUCAUAAAGGGCGCAUUCUCCCCCAGGAAGAAGAAAGAUCAAGCUGCUCAAAUGGAGUUUGUUAAUUCGAGUAAUGAAAGGGGAAGAGGGAGGAAUCUGACCUCGAGUUCAAGCAGGAGAGGUGCCGCGAGAUCUUUGUCCCCUUACAGAGUUUCACAGUAUCCAUGGGAAGAAGAGGAGAGACAAUUUCAACAACAACAACAUCCACAGCCAGAGCCAGAGCACAAUCUACAGCCUGUUUCUUCUGCUGCUCCUGCUGCUGCAGCUCAGGGUACCGGAAAGAGUUCGUCGAGGAAGUGGAGACUGCGUGAUCUGCUCUUGUUCAGAAGCGCGUCGGAAGGGCGAGCUGCGGACAGGGAUCCUUACAGAAAGCACGCGGCUUUCGGGGGUUUGUUCAGGAGACACGACGAUGUGAAGAGCUGCAGCAUCAGGUCGUCGGACAGCAACGGCUCGAAUUCCGGGUCGAUGAGGAGGAAAGGACCUGUUUCGGCUCACGAGCUGCAUUACACCAAGAACAAAGCAGCAUCGGAGGAUAUGAAGAAGAGGACUUAUUUGCCAUACAAACAGGGGAUUCUCGGGAUGAGAUUAGCCUUCAGUCCUUCCCCUGCUCGAUAA